AUGGGGCCGAAGAAGCCACUAGCAGGCUCGCCUGUGAAGAAGAAGUCGAAGGACCAUUCCAAGGGGGCUGCAAUACCAACCGGUGAUGGCCACGACAAAGAUCGAGGAGGUGCUGGGGGUACCGGUGCAGGAGGUGCCGGGAGUGGAGCGGCGGACGGUUCGCUUUCAGGUGCAGGGCAAGACAACGACGAGAUGGACGCGUACCACGAACCAGUAAAGAAAAUCGUGAUUCCUGACAACCAGCUCAAGCUGUCGCCGCAGGAGCUGAACGAGGAGUUCUCGCGGGUGCUGACAGCGAACGACCCGAAUGUUCCGAACAACAUCACCAAGUACAACUACAAGGAGAGGACGUACAAGGUGGACCCACCCGGACCAGGAGACCACCUGUACGUCCAUCUCUGCAGCGACGGCAGCAUGAUCCACAAGGAGUCCGAGGACGCCAAGACGCAGGCGGCUUUCGACCAAAAGUAUGCCGAAGAAGAGAAGGAGGCGCGGGAGUUGGCUAUCAAGCAGGCCAAAGAGGAAGCGGAGGCGAAAGGAGAGAAGAUCGACGAGGCGGCUCUGCAGUUCGAGUCCGGCAAGAACCAGUUCAACUACAGCGAGCGCGCAGCUCAGACGUACACCAACCCACUGCGGAAACGCGCCGUUGAGACGGAACCUCCACCCGUGGUGAGCUUCAUGGCCACAGUAACGCAGUGGGAGAUCUACGACACGUUCAUGGACGCGUACGAGCAGCACCAGCGUGAACAAAUUCAGCUUCAGAAGGUGGCACAGAAGAAGGAUAAAGACGAGAAAGACGGUGGAGGUGCAGCGGCAGGAGGUGCAGAGCUACUGGCAGCAGCACCAACCGCAGCAGCCGGAGGAGGUGGCGGUAGUGGAGGUGGUAAAGGGAAGGGAGACGAUAUGGUGCACUCCGCAGCAAUGGGGAAGACGCUUCGCAUCAUUGAGCGCAUGGUGAACCAGAACGCGGACGACGAGAUCUUCCACGACUUCAAGUACUGGGAGGACGCGAGUGAUCAAUUCCGCGAGGGCGAAGGCUCGCUGCUGCCUCUCUGGCGCUUUUCGAGUGAACGUGCCAAGAAGAAGCAGGUCACGGCCGUGUGCUGGAAUCCUCGAUUCGGCGACCUGUUCGCCAUCGGGUUCGGCUCCUACGACUUCCUCAAGCAAGGCAGCGGCGUAAUAUGCUGCUACUCGCUCAAGAAUGCGUCACACCCGGAGUUCACGUUCACGACCGAGUCGGGGGUCAUGUGUCUCGACUUCCACCCACAACACGCUGCGUUGCUAGCUGUGGGGUGCUACGAUGGAACCGUGUUGGUGUACGACGUCCGCAGCAAGACCAACCGGCCAAUCUACGUGGCCACCAUCAAGACAGGCAAGCAUACCGACCCGGUGUGGCAAGUCAAUUGGCAAGAGGAAGACCUGGCGAAGGAGCUGAACUUUUACUCGAUCUCGUCGGACGGUCGGGUGGCCAACUGGAUCUUGAGCAAGAACGAGCUCAAGAUGGAGCCCGUGAUGCAGUUGAAGCUGGUGGCAGCGGCCAAGGAUGAUCCAGAAGAGGCGUCGUUAUCUGGACUGGCUGGUGGCUGCUGCUUCGACUUCAACCGCUUUAGUGAGCACCUCUUCAUCGUCGGCACAGAAGAGGGCAAGCUGCACAAGUGCUCGAAGGCGUACUCUGGACAGUAUCUCGAGACGUACGCAGGCCACCACAUGGCCGUGUAUGCUGUGCGCUGGAAUCCGUUCCACGAGCGAGCCUUCCUGUCUUGUAGUGCUGAUUGGACGGUGAAGCUGUGGGAUCACAACCUGCCCGAGCCCAUCAUGUCGUUCGACUUGGGAAAUGCCGUCGGCGAUGUGGCGUGGGCUCCGUACUCCUCGACCGUCUUCGCCGCUGUAACCAGUGACGGCAAAGUACACGUGUUUGACCUGGCAGAGAACAAGAACGAACCAUUGUGCGAGCAGAAGGUCGUGAAGCGUGCCAAACUUACACACUUGGCCUUCAACAGCCAGGACCCCAUCGUGCUCGUUGGAGACGACCGUGGCGGCGUGAACGCACUGAAGCUCUCACCCAAUCUCCGCAAAAUCGUCGGUUCUGGAGAGGACGACGGUGGGCCUGCUGCAAAUGGAGUUCCAGGAGGUGGCGACGCUGGUGUCAGUACUACCGCCGAGCUGCGCAAUGUGAAGGCACGGUUCAAGAAGGAGUUCGAGAAGAUCGACAAGCUUCUGAGCGCAAACGACAACAAGGUAGAGCGGUAA
Phytophthora sojae is the source of this 2250-nucleotide messenger RNA. RefSeq lists its product as hypothetical. Gene Ontology annotation, molecular function: dynein heavy chain binding; dynein light chain binding. The coding region runs from base 1 to 2250 and encodes 749 amino acids. The record is from RefSeq and is a predicted model, not a curated record. Gene Ontology annotation, biological process: cilium movement; outer dynein arm assembly. Lineage: Eukaryota; Oomycota; Peronosporomycetes; Peronosporales; Peronosporaceae. Gene Ontology annotation, cellular component: outer dynein arm. The transcript has 2 exons.